AUGGCAAAAAGAAAAAAUAUAAGACCAAUAAAAAAAGAUCAAAGGAGUCUCAAGAUAAAUAAUACUAAGGAGAAUAAGCAAAAUGAUAUUUCAGAUGAUUUAAUUAUUGGGAAUAUUCCAAAUUUAAAUGAAAAUAUAAAAAAAAAGAAUCUUCCUAAAAUUGUUCAGAUAAAAAAAAAUUUCAAAAAAUUAGAAAAAGAAAAAAAAUUGUUAAGUAACUUGGAUACUGAGCAAAAAGAAAAGGCUGAGCAUUUAUUGAAAGUAAAAAAGGCAAUACUUAAAUCUAAAGGAGAAAAAGUUUAUAAUGAGAAAAGUCUCAAGAAAAGAAAAAAAAAUAUUUUUAAGAGAAAAGAAAAAUCACGUAAAAAAUGGGAGAAUAAAACGAAAAAAUUAUAA
This is a messenger RNA of Plasmodium relictum, 396 nucleotides long. Its product is annotated as conserved Plasmodium protein, unknown function. NCBI's taxonomy places the organism in Eukaryota, Apicomplexa, Aconoidasida, Haemosporida, Plasmodiidae. The record is from RefSeq and is a predicted model, not a curated record. Bases 1 to 396 code for a protein of 131 amino acids. The transcript is spliced from 4 exons.